GUUUAAACGAUUGUUUUCUACAGCUGCUGAGAGAGGGAAAAAAUGGGCAGGCAUUGCUGCUAUGAAUGAUAUUAUUCAGGCAAAUCCCUCUAUUAUUGGGGUUGGUUCAGGUUCAACAAUUGUUUAUGCUAUAGAAAGACUAGCAGGAUCACCUUUGGGACGCACUGCUGUUUGUAUUCCUACUAGUUUCCAAACACGGGAGUUGAUAUUGAGACACAAACUCAACCUGGGAUCCAUUGAGCAAUAUCCUUACAUUGAUAUCACAGUGGAUGGAGCAGAUGAAGUAGAUCCAAACUUAAAUGCAAUCAAAGGUGGUGGCGCUUGUUUAUUUCAAGAAAGAUUGAUAGCACAAGCUUCCCAUAGAUUUGUGUUGGUUGCUGAUGCACGAAAAAAGUCUUCACAGCUUGGGACACAAUGGAAACGAGGUGUGCCUGUCGAAGUUGUUCCAAUAGCGCUUUCUUCUAUCCAUUACCAGCUCGAACGCUUAUUUCCUACAGCAAAAAUUCAACUUCGUAUGGCAUCACCUACCGACAAAGCGGGACCUGUAGUAACAGACAACGGCAAUCUCCUGUUGGAUUGCGAUUUUGGACCUAUUCAAGAUCCUGAUUUGCUCUAUAAGGAAAUCAAAUGCUUGACAGGUGUGUUUGAUGUCGGACUCUUUUGCCAUAUGGCAGACACAGUGUACUAUGGUAGUUUAGAUCAAGAAGACGGAGAAAUUAUAAGCGUAUAAACCUUUUUAUUUCGCAAAAUAAGAUAGUAUGUUCUUAAUAAACAUAAUCACUU
Gilbertella persicaria is the source of this 783-nucleotide messenger RNA. RefSeq names its product ribose 5-phosphate isomerase A-domain-containing protein. Gene Ontology annotation, cellular component: intracellular membrane-bounded organelle. Gene Ontology annotation, molecular function: ribose-5-phosphate isomerase activity. NCBI's taxonomy places the organism in Eukaryota, Fungi, Mucoromycota, Mucoromycetes, Mucorales, Choanephoraceae. The transcript has 4 exons. Gene Ontology annotation, biological process: pentose-phosphate shunt, non-oxidative branch; D-ribose metabolic process. Bases 62 to 730 code for a protein of 222 amino acids. The record is from RefSeq and is a predicted model, not a curated record.